Molecule: messenger RNA, 1204 nt
Organism: Helicoverpa zea (corn earworm)
Lineage: Eukaryota; Metazoa; Arthropoda; Insecta; Lepidoptera; Noctuidae
Product: 23 kDa integral membrane protein-like
Exons: 5
Coding region: 132-947 (271 amino acids)
Cellular component (GO): membrane
Source: RefSeq, a predicted model, not a curated record
ACUUCUUAAACAUCGUGUGUCUGUUUAAUAGCUUCAUAUCCGCUCCGCUCAUCACUGACCUCAGUUUAUAAUCACCGGCAUAGGUCGUCAAAUGCAUUGAUCGAUAUUAUAGCCCUAAGCCCUCAUUUCCGAUGUCCACUCCGGCCGUACAGGACAUACACAUACAAAUCGGCUUUCCCAACAUGAAGUCACGGCGCAUUCGGUGCAUGAAGUUUUUUAUUACACUCUUUAAUAUCAUUUGCAUUCUCUUCGGGUUGAUACUGAUGGCAAUAUGCGUGAUAAACAUAAGAGACAAGAAGUCGCAGCAGGAACAGCAGUCAGCUGUCUCCAGAGGGGUGCUGUCCUUCAUCUUGACCACCGGAGUGGCCCUCGUGGUGACAGCAGUCCUGGGCUGUGUUGGCGCCCUCAGAGAACAUGUCCGACUUCUUUAUGUACACGCAGGUUUCUUCAUAUUCCUGGUGGCCGUGGAGUUGGUGGUAGGAGUUGGGGGGGCGGUGCUCAGCGCCUGGGUCGGCGGCAGCAGCGAGCUUCGAGUGCAGUUCUACAGGAACGCCACCGUGGAGGACGAGACCGCUAGGUACCAUAGCUUCUGGGAUGACCUGCAAUCUGACUACCAAUGCUGUGGCGUCGACGGUCCUCAAGACUACGCCAUCAUCCACCGCGACAUCCCCGCAUCCUGCUGCGCCCGCGCACAUCCCCUCCGCGAGGGCGGCGCUAGGCGUCACUUGCACGCCAACUGCAUUACCGACCGGUCGUACUAUAUGCGCGGCUGCGAGGAAGCUCUUCGCCAAAAGAAAGCGUUCAAGGGAAACAUUUUCAUCACAACUGGAAUCAUAUUUACUUUGGUAGAGAUACUUUGUAUUGUGUUGGCGCUGUGGAUGGCUCGCACGGUGCGGUCGGAACGUCGGAAGCUGCAGGCGAAUUUACAGGCUCAUUUCGAAUCUUAAUACGAGAGUGGAAGCACCUUGCAGCUAGAAGCAAUCAGUCAAACGGUGCAUAAGUCGGCGCAGAAAAAUCUUACUUAGAUAUAAGAAGUAUAUUAGUACUUAUUCUGUAUUCAAUGUUAAGACUUGCUUUUGUAAACCACGGUAUUAGCUUUCAUUAAUUGAUAGUAUAAGAACGAAAGGUUAUGUUACCUACUUAUAAAUAACACCUUUGGCACAGUAGAAUUAAAUACUCGUAUUUUAUGACACAUAAAAUGCAU